This is a messenger RNA of Sorex fumeus (smoky shrew), 1546 nucleotides long. It is a transcript of the gene SBDS, whose product is annotated as SBDS ribosome maturation factor. The record is from RefSeq and is a predicted model, not a curated record. NCBI's taxonomy places the organism in Eukaryota, Metazoa, Chordata, Mammalia, Eulipotyphla, Soricidae. Bases 192 to 944 code for a protein of 250 amino acids. The transcript is spliced from 5 exons. Gene Ontology annotation, biological process: cytosolic ribosome assembly; ribosome biogenesis.
GCCACACCUGACGCCUGCGCAGUGAGUCGGCGAGGGGUCCACCCGCGGGGCGGUGGCAGUUGGCUCCGCCGCGCACUGUGCGGGUGUUACACGGCCGCGCGGCGCGGGGCGUUACAGGACGCGGGCACCGUCGGGCCCGCGCGACGUGGGGGCUGCCGAGGUCACCGGGCCGGGGUCCGUGAGCAGCCGCGAUGUCCAUCUUCACGCCCACCAACCAGAUCCGCCUGACCAAUGUGGCCGUGGUCCGCAUGAAGCGCGGGGGGAAGCGCUUCGAGAUCGCCUGCUACAAAAACAAGGUCGUCGGGUGGCGGAGCGGCGUGGAAAAAGACCUCGAUGAAGUUCUGCAGACCCACUCAGUGUUUGUAAAUGUUUCUAAAGGUCAGGUUGCAAAGAAGGAAGAUCUCGUCAGUGCAUUUGGAACAGAUGACCAGACUGAAAUCUGUAAGCAGAUUUUGACUAAAGGUGAAGUUCAAGUAUCAGAUAAAGAAAGACACACCCAGCUGGAGCAGAUGUUCAGAGACAUUGCAACUAUUGUGGCUGACAAAUGUGUAAAUCCUGAAACCAAGAGGCCCUACACUGUAAUCCUUAUCGAGAGAGCGAUGAAGGACAUCCACUACUCAGUCAAAACCAACAAGAGCACAAAACAGCAGGCUUUGGAAGUGAUAAAGCAGUUAAAGGAGAAUAUGAAGAUCGAACGUGCUCACAUGAGACUUCGGUUCAUUCUCCCACUGAAUGAAGGGAAGAAGCUGAAAGAAAAACUCAAGCCACUGAUCAAGGUUGUGGAAAGUGAAGACUACAGCCAACACUUAGAAAUCGUGUGUCUCACUGACCCCGGCUGCUUCCGAGAAAUUGACGAGCUAAUUAAGAAGGAGACAAAAGGCAAAGGUUCUUUGGAAGUCCUCAAUUUGAAAGACGUGGAAGAAGGAGAUGAAAAAUUAGAAUGACACCAGUCUCUUCAGCUUUCUGACACUACAAGGGUUUUCAUUUCGCAGUCCUUUCUGUGGUCUGCCAAAAUAACUUGCUCACACUUGACGUUUGCUAUCUUUGUGUUACACGUGUACACAGACUUUCCUUACUAAGUAUUACCAUAUGGGAUUCAUUUACUUUCCUUUAUAAAUUGAGACUUUAGCCAAAAAUGAAAAAUUCAGUGUACAAAAUGCAGAACACUUUGCUUCUGUCCUUGCCCUUGUAGCUUUCCAAGGUGAAAGUUAUUUGAGGCAGUCCUUACGAAUGGAAGGUUAAUUAAUUGUAGGAGGACAUUUCUGUGACAGGUAUUUGCUGAGAAAACAUGAUGAGUUAAUCCUAUGUGUGUAUAGGAUAAUUUUCUUUUGUAGCCUAAUAGAAAACUUGGAUGAUGACUUCCUGAUUAGCUGGAAAAGAGACAGAUACACAGUGACUGGGCAGGAACUGAAGGGGCUUCCUUGACAAUACUGCCAUGACCUGGGUCAGUCCCAUUAUAAAGUAGUUUAUUUCUGAUUUUUAAAGUUUAUAAUAUAUAUAUUAAUAUGGCUAAAAUUAUAAUCAAUAAAACCACUAUUUUUAUUAA